This is a messenger RNA of Colletotrichum chrysophilum, 1221 nucleotides long. RefSeq lists its product as uncharacterized. The transcript is spliced from 4 exons. The record is from RefSeq and is a predicted model, not a curated record. Lineage: Eukaryota; Fungi; Ascomycota; Sordariomycetes; Glomerellales; Glomerellaceae. Gene Ontology annotation, molecular function: 2 iron, 2 sulfur cluster binding; iron ion binding. Bases 1 to 1221 code for a protein of 406 amino acids.
AUGAACUGGCUCGGUCUAGGAAAGUCCACCGACACCCCCUCCUCAACUCCUUCAGAACCCCAGUCCGUCCGAGCCCUCCCCGCAUCAUGGUACCGCUCGCCGGGCAUGUACGAGCUAGAGCGCCGCGCCAUCUUCUCGAAGCGGUGGCUGCUCGUCUCGCACAAGGCGCGCUUUGUCGAGGCCGGUGACUUUGUGCAAAUCACGGAGGCGGGGUUCAACUUCUUCCUCGUCAAGGACCGUAAGGGCGAGAUCCGCGGACAUCACAACAUCUGCCGGCACCGUGCGUAUCCGCUUGUGGAGACGGACAGCGGGCACAUGAGCGUGCUUGCUUGCAAGUAUCAUGCUUGGUCGUACGGGUUCGACGGCAAGUUGGCCAAGGCGCCAAAGUACCAGGAGCUCCCGUCCUUCGAUAAGACGCAGAACAGUCUGUUCAAGGUCCACGUCCACGUAGACCAGCUGGGCUUCGUCUGGGUUAACCUGGAUGCGUCGGAGAAGCCUGGUGUCUCGUGGGAAGAGGUCUUUGCGCAGGUUGACGAACAGCCGCGGCUGCAGAACUUCAAGAUGGAUGAUUACGUGUUUGAUCAUGCUUGGGAGAUGCUUGGUGAUUACAACUGGAAGACUUUGGCCGACAAUUACAACGAGGUAUGGCACCCUGCCGUUGCCAGCACCACAGACCUGACCAAGUACUGGGUCGAGACGAGGGGCAACUGGAUCCAGCACUGGAACGUGGACAAGCCGGAUGUCCAGGGCUUAGGCAUCUACAGUACAUUCUACUACCCCAACGCGUCCAUGACUGUCACACCAGAUUUCAUGUACAUCAUGCGCUGCGUCCCCGUCUCCGCCACCCAGACGAAGAUGGAGUACGAGGUGUACCGCAACAAGAACUCGACGGAGGAAGAGUUCACCAGCAUCUCCGAGUUCUUCAAGCAGGUUCUCCGCGAGGACAAGGACCUCUGCAACGGCGCGCAGAGGAACCUGAACGCGGGCAUCUUUGUGAACGGGGAGCUUCACCCGCGGGUGGAGAAGGGGCCGCUGUUCUUCCAGCAAAUUACCCGAGAUCUCGUGGUUAGUCAUAGGCAAAAGGAGGUGAAUGACGGCGGUGAGAUCUGGCCCGCUACGCCUCGGCACGAGGUCUCGAAGAAGACGGACGAGGAUGUGUCUUUUUGCAAGGGGCUUGAUUGUAUUGCUAGUCCUGAGCGGAUGGAAGGGUUGGCUUGGUGA